Molecule: messenger RNA, 2042 nt
Organism: Boeremia exigua
Lineage: Eukaryota; Fungi; Ascomycota; Dothideomycetes; Pleosporales; Didymellaceae
Exons: 1
Coding region: 167-1735 (522 amino acids)
Source: RefSeq, a predicted model, not a curated record
GGCGGCGGGCGCGCGAGGUGAUUCGGCGGGCGCGGUGACUGUGAGGGCCGCGCCAAGGGGGUGCGAUGAGGACCGGUCAACGGGUUUUCUUGAGGCGCGAGGUUAAAGGGUGGGCGUGCCCGGUGGAGGGUGCGGUAUCACGACUGUACAUACUUGUCUGGACAGCAUGGCUUUGCGGUAUGCGCUGUUGGCGUUUGCGGGCGUCGGGGUGUGGGCGCAGACGACUACAGACGGCUCGAAUUUCUACUCGCUCACGGAUGAUUACUAUGCUACGAGGAGGCGCACGUCGUCGUCGGUUAGGACGUCGAUGUUUUGGACGGUCACGCAGCGCUAUAUGGAGUCCGUGUCGCUGGAGCCGUAUACGUAUGGCACCUCGACGACGGAGUAUUCCUACACGUACACGGAGACGAUCAAGGCCACUGUCACGCCCACGGGUACCGCGACGUCGACAUACACCUACACCUCCAGCUACGACGAUGUCGAGCUGCACCAGCUGUACUACCCCACCGGCGCUGUUGCGGCGUCGGAUCUGGUCUCGCGAACGCGUUACGACGACUCGCUCACGGCAACGGGGCAGUCGACGUACACAUCAACCGAGUACCGCAUGCCCGUGACCAUGACGGCGCCCGCGAGCUGCCCCACGCCCUUCACCGUCGCCACCCAGGCCGUCAUGUCGCUGAUCCCCUCCAUCGUCACCGACCAGCUCCAGCCCACGUCCACAGAGGUCAGCACCAGCUCCGGCCGCUCCUACGUCGCCGAGUACUCCACGCUCUAUCUCACCGCCGGCGCCGCCCCGUUCUCCACCGACUCGGACUACAACUACUACUACUACAUCUCGUCGUGCUCGCCGCCCCCCGCCGCGUACACCAACACCCGCACCUCGGGCUCCGGCGGCUCUGGCUCCUCGGGCUCCUCGGGCUCCGACUCCUGGACCGACUACCAGGCGUGCUACUUCGGCGGCUGCACCAGCCUGCGCACGUGGAUCAUCAUCAUCGCGACAGUCCUGCCCGCCAUCUUCCUGCUCGGCUUCCUGGAGUCCUGGUUCUGGUACACGCGGCUGAUGCGCGGCAAGUCCGCCGUGCGCGCCGGCACCAUCUGCUGGGUGCUACUCUCCCUAUGGGUUUUGUGCUUCACGCGCAUGCAGGACGCGCGCAGCAAGGAGGACCAGGUGCUGCUGACGCAGCGCUGGAAGGACAUGUCCGCGGGCCAGAAGUUCAGGAACUGGAGCUGGGGCUUCAAGAGGCGGUACCCGGUGCCGCUGCUCGGCCAGUUCUCGAAGCAGACGGUUGGGAUUGUGCCGGAGGGGCAGCCGCUGCACCAGCCCAUGGCGCAGCCGGGCGGGCAGGUGUUCUACUACGGCGCGCCGCCGCCGGGGUGGCAGCAGGGUCCUGGGGGCGCGCCGCAGGGAUACCCGCCGCAGGGCUAUCCGCAGCAGGGCGCGGGUGGCUACUACGGACCCAAUGUGCCGAAGGAGGGUGUUGUCGUCGGCUCGUCGCCGGUGCAGGCGCCCCAGCCCGCGUACCAGCCCGCGUACCAGCCUCCCUCUUCGCCGGCACCGAGCACCCAGUUGCCGCCCCAGCCGCAGCAGGCAACUCCUGCUGCUCCUCCGGCCAACGUGAGCGAGGUCUCGUCAGAGCAGCGUGAGGUGUCGCCUGUCCAAGCACCGGCGACGACGCAGCAGCCGACGCAUCCCGUGCCUCCGAAGGACUCCACGAACGACGACUUGUACAGGUGAUCUGGAGCUGUAAUGAGGUGUAAUGAUGAGGAGUGAGGGGGAUGAUUCCCCGAGCGAUUUACUUUUAUGUUCUCGUAUUGCAUAAUGUAGAAGGAGGAGGACAGGAAGAUACCCAAUAGCGAUAUAGGAAGUAGUGUAAGACUUAAUGACUGUAAUUGAACUCACUUAGUAUCGGAAGACUGGACACGUGCAACUGUGGCCGUCGAUGUGAGGAAAGAGGAUCAUCUCGUUCUAGACAUUCAUCAAAGCUACAAACGAUCUUGACUGUCAAACCAUACUUUCGUUGACUUGCCCAAUUGCGAAUGUA